UCACACACCUCAUUGUGGAAUCCCAUUUCAUAAAAUCUCAAACAUACGUCAAAGGUUCGUCCUAUUUCUUCUUUAUUUUUAACCAUGGAAAGAUACCAAACUGUUUCGCAUGCCUAGCCCCCUCAUAAAGUUCACGCUUACACCUGUACUUUUCAACCUAAUUAGAUAAACUCUUUAACACGUACCCUUUUCAGCCAACAUGAUUGGCUUCUGGUGGAUGGCUGCAGGGAUGUGGAAAAAAAUCCAAGAUAAAACAAGAGAGUAGGUAGAGAAACAAAGGGCAGAACAAGAUUUCUUUUUUCACAUGAAAGAUGUUAUUUUAUUGGUUGGUUUUAACUGAGGAAACUUCGCUUCAGGAUUGAGCUUCACUGCUGUUGGGUAGUUGGUUUUGAGUUUUCUUUAUUUUAGAUUGGGUAAAACUCUGCCAGUUAUUGAAGUUAAUGGCACUAUCAUUUCAUUCUUGGCAUCUGUAAUGGACAGGAGAAACGAUAUGAUCUGUUAUGGCAAUUAGCUUGCAGUUCACUGAAUAAGUUGGGGUGGUGGUGAGCGUAGUCUAAUUAAUCAGUCAAUGGGAUUCUGCCUGUCAUUUCUUUUCUUUUUGGCUUCUAUCCCUAUCAUUUUCGCUCAAGAUGUUAAAUAUGGUACAAUUGUGGUUGAUGGCACUAUGACGGUUGCUGAAACUGAUGACAAUUUCAUCUGCGCUACCCUUGAUUGGUGGCCUCAUGAUAAGUGUGACUACAACCAAUGUCCGUGGCACAAUUCAUCUGUCAUAAAUUUGGACUUGUCUCAUCCUUUUCUUGCAAAAGCUAUCCAAGCUUUCAGGCACUUGAGGUUAAGAAUUGGAGGUUCUUUGCAAGACCAAGUAUUGUAUGAAGUAGGAAAUUUGAAGUCUCCUUGCCAUCCAUUUAGAAAGAUGAAAGAUGGGUUGUUUGGAUUUUCUAAGGGAUGUUUACGUUUGGACCGGUGGGAUGAGCUGAAUCAUUUUUUCAGUAGAACUGGGGCCAUUGUGACAUUUAGCUUAAAUGCCCUCCAUGGGAGGCACCAGAUCAGGAGGGGUGUUUGGGGAGGAGCUUGGGAUUCAAGUAAUGCUUAUGAUUUUAUGAAUUAUACUAUUUCAAAGGGACACAAGAUAGAUUCAUGGGAAUUUGGUAAUGAGUUGAGUGGAAGUGGCGUUGGUGCAAGUGUCAGUGCAGAACUCUAUGGGAAAGAUGUUAUCAACCUUAAAGAUAUUAUCAAGGAUUUGUAUAAGAACUCUGACUUCAAACCUUCACUUGUAGCACCUGGAGGAUUUUAUAACCAGCAGUGGUAUGCUAAGUUUCUUCAGGUUUCAGGUUCAGGCAUAGUCAAUAUCUUGACUCAUCAUAUAUACAACUUAGGUGCAGGUGUCGAUCCCAACCUCACAAAUAAGAUAUUAGAUCCCCAUUAUUUGAGCAAGAUAUCAGAAACAUUCAGUGGUCUUGUGCAAACCAUUCAACAGAAUGGUCCUUGGGCUUCUGCAUGGGUUGGAGAAUCUGGUGGGGCCUAUAACAGUGGUGGUCGUCAUGUGUCAAAUACAUUUAUCAACAGCUUUUGGUACUUAGAUCAGCUCGGAAUGGGGGCCAAGUACCAUACUAAAGUGUAUUGCAGGCAAACAUUAAUCGGUGGAAACUAUGGUCUUCUGAAUACAACUACAUUUGUACCCAAUCCUGACUACUACAGUGCCCUUCUCUGGCAUCGGCUUAUGGGGAAAGGUGUUCUACCUGUUGGCAGCGAUGCUUCACCGUAUCUACGUGCUUAUGCCCAUUGCUCAAAAGGACGCGCGGGUGUAACUUUACUUCUAAUCAAUUUGAGCAAUCAGACUGAUUUUAUAAUCAGUGUUAGAAAUAAUCUGACAUUGAGGUUGCACGUCGAAAAGAAAAUUCAGAGAGAAAGCUCUUUCAUGCAUGUCCUUAAGAGAUCACUUUCGUGGGUUGGAAAUGAAGCAUCCGAUGGAGCUACCAGAGAGGAGUACCAUCUAACUCCAAAAGAUGGGUACCUUCAAAGCCAAACCAUGGUUCUAAAUGGAAUCCCAUUAGAACUUACCGAAAAUGGAGACAUCCCGAGAUUAGACCCUGUCCAUAAUAAUGUGAAUUCUCCUAUAUACAUCAGUCCACUGUCCAUUACAUUCAUAGUGUUCCCUAAUUUUGAUGCCCCCUCCUGUGCGUAACUGGCUGCACUUAUUACUCAGCUUUAUAAUUAUUUUGUCUUGUAUAUGAAGUUGCAGAAAGUGUAAUUUUGUGGUAAUUGUAACUAUGACGAGCUAUAGCAUCUACCAUUAUGUUGUGAAGGAAUUAUAUUAGAAUAAGAUGUAAUGCAUCAUUAGUUAUUUGAAUACUA
This is a messenger RNA of Hevea brasiliensis (rubber tree), 2355 nucleotides long. RefSeq names its product heparanase-like protein 1. Gene Ontology annotation, cellular component: plant-type cell wall; membrane. The record is from RefSeq and is a predicted model, not a curated record. Bases 569 to 2185 code for a protein of 538 amino acids. Gene Ontology annotation, molecular function: beta-glucuronidase activity. Lineage: Eukaryota; Viridiplantae; Streptophyta; Magnoliopsida; Malpighiales; Euphorbiaceae. The transcript has 11 exons.